AACUACUAGAAUCAACUAUAAAAAAUGAAAGAAAAAAGUCAGAGAUGAGCCAGUUGAGUUAAAUGUAGUAUUUUCCUGUCAAUCUACUGCGCUACAUGCCACAGUCCAGUAGAUGUCGGCAAUGCGCUACUAAGUUGGUGCCCAACCGCAAUGAAAACGCAAGGAAAAAGUGGGCGAAGAAGAAAAAGACGAUAUCCGCCGUAUGGAUGCGUCUCUCUGGCUGCCAUAUUGCAGCGGUUCUGAGCAGUUUAAAUACUAUAAAAUGCCAGAUUUUUGUGCUGCUUUUGGAUGUAGUAAUGAAAGAAACACCAAAACCAAGGAGCAGGGAAUAACAUUUCACAGGUUCCCAAAAGAUCACGUCAAAAGACAGACGUGGACAUUAGCACUGAGGAGAAGGGACUUCGUGCCCAAUGACCGCUCCGUUGUCUGCAGCAGUCAUUUCAAGGCAGAAGACUUUGACAGAACUGGACAGACUACUCGUUUAAGGGAAGGAGUUGUCCCCUCAGUUUUUGUAUUCUCAGACCAACUUUACAAAGUGCCUAGUACGCCCAGGCUAAGCAAGACCUCACAAAAAGCUGCUUCAGAGUGUCCAGAUGUUCAUGUUCAGCCAUCAGAGGACCUUCAGCAGUCAGCCUCAGAUCAUCAAUAUGCCCUUGACCCAGUUAAAGUAAAAAAGAAGUUAACAGAGGCUCAGGAAAUGGUGGAGGAGUUGCAACGGGACUUAAGAAAUGCCAAGGAUCGGGAAAGAAGACAUAAGAGGACAAUGAAAUCCCUGAUAGAGGAUUUAAAGCGCCGAAAUAUGCUGACAGAGGAGCUGCAGCAGAAGCUUGACUUCUAUUCUGUACUGUAAUAAUAAAGGAAGGAACAUGUUGCAGGCAUAGAGUUCCAUCAUCAGUCCUGCCCAAAUGGUGACGUGGAGCUACAUGCACAGGCUAGAAGAUGCACAAAAAGAAGAUCUGACUGCUGCCAACAGGAUCACAAGAAAGCACAUAAUCUUCAGCUCUCAGAAAAUGAAGGUACCCCAGGCAGCACAGACAUUAAAUCAGUCUGUGGGAAAGACUCUGUACAUGCUUGAGGAUUUCUGGAUAUCAUCAGUUCAGAUUGCUCUCCGAAUUUAUUCUGAAGUGAAGUGUAUUAAAGUUUUACUUUCCAAUAUUGUGUAAAUGUAUUAUACAGUGUAAGGAAAUAGGGCUGCAACAGUUUGUUGAUUUAUCGCUUAGUCGAUCAACAGAAAAUUAAUUGGCAACAAUUGUUAUUAAUUGAGUAUAAGCAGAAACUAAGCAUUUUCUGUUCCCUGCUUCUCAAAAUGUGAGAAUGUUUUUUAAGUUUAUAUCAUCACUAUAAGACUGAAUGGUCUGUAAACUGAUUUUUUUUUUCCUGACAUUUUAGGCUACGAGAUUCAGUUUGUUAUUAAAAUAAACAAUAGAUUGAUCAGUAAUGAAAAGAACUGAUAGAUGCAGCCCUAUGAGAAACUCUACCAAACUGUUUUUAGUCUAUUAUAAACACGAUAUUUCUAUGUAAAUUGUUUGGCAAUGAAUAGACAUGUUAGUUGUGUUUCAUUGUGUGUAUAAUGUCAUUGUUCACCAGCUUUAAAGCAUUUUUUUUUUAACUGAACUAAGUUGUUUUAUGUCAAAAAACAACAGAGACCCUUAUGCCAGAGGCUUUAAGGUACCCCCACCCUCUUUAUGUCUGUUUGUGUAUCCCGCCACGUCUUACAUGAACUGCCACUGUUUAAAGUGUGUUUAGUUUUUUCCUAGAAGAGUGAGACUGGACUCGGUUGUGACCUGUAAUAGACGAGGUUAAUCACAAUUGUCCAGAUAGUAGCACUAAAACAUCCGAGUCGGACAUCUUUAAAAGGAGCCCAGUGUUGUAAUGCAAAUAAGUACAUUUACUCAAGUACUGUAGCCUACUGUACACAUUUUAGGUACUCAAGUAUUUCUAUUUUGAUCUAAUUAAUUCUUCUAUCAACUACAUUUCAGAAGGUUUCUUGUUUUUUUUGUUUGGUACAUUCAUCUGACUGUUGUAGUCUAUGUUUCUAGAUUUUUUUCAUUACUGCAGUCUAAAUGAGAGGUUAGCCCACAUAUACAUUAUUCCAUAAAUCAGCAACUUUUGGAGCUAAAACCCAAAAGAGGAAAAUUAGUAGGCUACUACUAGGUAAUAAUGGAAAAAUUGUAAUGAUAAACAUUAAAUAAAUUUAGUGCAUGCAACUUUAGUUUAGUGCAUGUUUUCCAACUACCCAUGCCCUACCCACUGCUGAAUACCUGGAUCAUGUUUAUUCAAUCAGAAGAUGGAAAAUACCAUCUUAGAU
Messenger RNA from Monopterus albus (swamp eel), 2308 nucleotides. RefSeq names its product THAP domain-containing protein 2-like. Bases 203 to 850 code for a protein of 215 amino acids. NCBI's taxonomy places the organism in Eukaryota, Metazoa, Chordata, Actinopteri, Synbranchiformes, Synbranchidae. The transcript has 5 exons. The record is from RefSeq and is a predicted model, not a curated record.